AUGGCUGCUGCUGCUGCUCUCGGCGAUAACUCCAAUCCGUUGGUGUACUCGUCCGAUUCGGAAUGUGAAGAUCUUCUCGGGAGCCUUUCCCUCGGGGAAAUCGAGAAUUGGGAUAAAGUGGAGGAGUCCGAGGUUGACCCUAUCACACCAGUAGAGGUUUUUGAAAUAAUUCGUCGUUUGCGAGACCCAGAGCACCCGACGCUCUCCUUAGAACAGCUACGAGUGGUGACACCAGAACAGAUACAAGUCACCAACGGGCUCACGGAUGGCAUCACCAGGAUCGAUGUUGAAUUCACACCAACGAUACCAACAUGUUCCGUCGCCACUUUAAUUGGGUUGACUAUCCGAACGAAACUGCAGAAAUGCGUUUGUGGGGCGAAUGGAAAUGUCAAGAUAAAUGUGAACAUCAAGGAAGGUACACAUGAUCAGGAAGAGCAAGUGAAUAAACAACUAAACGACAAGGAACGGUGUCAGGCUGCGAUAGAGAAUCCCAAUUUACAAAAAAUGAUACCGCGAGCGACAAUUGAAUCGGAGUCGGAUGAGCAGCAGAGGAAAAAGAGAUCGAUGACCUUAUCGAUAGUAGCGGAUAAUGAGAGUACUACUGCAGACGGUGCACGACGUCAUUCUGGGAGGAGAUUUUCGAACAGGCGAGUUCAGCGUCUGGCAACAUCUUCAUUGUCGAGGCUGAUGACAUGCCCGUUGUCGAAAGUAUUCGUCGUUACGCAAGAAGUCUUGGGACAUGGGGCGACAGCGACAGUGAGAAAAGUGAUUCAUAAAAGGACUGGGGAAGAAUUUGCAUUGAAGUCGUUGACUAAGAAGGGCUUGUCACGGUGGCAGGCCAAUUUUUUACUCAACGAAGUGGAGAUCUUCCUCUCAGUGGACCAUCCCAAUAUCUGUCGGCUUGCAUACGUAUUCGAGGCGCCUACUAUGGUGCAUUUGGUGAUGGAGCUCUGUCGGGGUCCUGAUCUACAUGAGGUCAUUCAUCAGAGAUUUAGUUGUGGUGGUCAUUUUACGGAACCUGAAGUCGCUGAUAUCAUCACUCAGAUCCUCUACGCGAUCAACUACCUUCAUACCUCGAAUAUCGUCCAUCGUGAUAUCAAGCCGAGUCACUUUAUGUUCACUUGCGGUUGUCCCGUUGUUACAGAUCCUCAUCAUGUGAUCGAUUGUCCUGAUCGUCGCCUGAAGCUUUUCGAUUUCGGUUUGGCACGUCGUAUAGGUUCGAGUAAAUCAAUUGCAGGAGGGACUCUGUCUUACAUGGCACCGGAGUGCUUGGAGGUCGAAUGGGAAUCUCGGAAGCCGAUCCAACGACGAGUCAGCGUUUUCGGGGAGGGGGAGUUGAACGAUGAGGCCGAGAGAAGUGGUAUAGAUAAGGAGGAUAGGGGGCCGGCGGGAAUAUCCGCUAAAUGCGACCUGUGGGGGGUUGGUGUCAUCUGCCAUCUUAUGCUAAUCGGGAAGAUGCCAUUCGACUCACCUAAUGCGGGUGACGUACUUCGAGAAAUGAGGAAAAUCGCCCGACACCGGAGUACUGGAGAAUACCUCAGCGGUGACCGGUUCAACUACAUAUCGGAGGCUGCGAGGAGCUUCCUGAGGGGAUGUCUGCAAGUCCAUCCCCCCGAACGUUUUAGUGCCCGACAGGCGUUGGAUCAUCCAUGGAUCUCUGAGAUGUUGAAGGAUAGGGAUCAUCAUCAUCAUCAGGUGCUGCCGAGUGGUGGAGUGGAAGAUGAAGUUCUCCCUUGGAAUGUACUGGAAAGUAUGCGGCGGUAUGCAAUGUCCAACUCGUUGAGAAAAGCAGCGUUGAAUAUGGUGGCGUCGGGGCUCACGUCGCGAGAAGUGCAUGAUUUGGAGAAGACCUUCGUGAAGAUCGAUGCUGACCACGAUGGAGUCAUACAAUUCUCUGAACUUCUUCGAGCUAUCGCUCCAACCAAUCGGAAGGGCAUGCAUUCUGUGUUUCGCAUGUUAGGUAAAAGUGUGAAUAGUGGAAAGGGACAGAUUAUCGAUGACGACGAUGAUUUUGAAGUCGAAUACUCACAGUUUUUGGCCGCGGCCGUCCAUAUGCGCUCUGAAAUGUUCCGCGACAAAAUGCGAGAAAUCUUCGGAAGGUUCGACAUCGACGGCAACGGGACGAUUUCCAGAGAUGAGCUCAGUGAAUUGAUUGAAGAAACGAAGUGA
This is a messenger RNA of Perkinsus marinus ATCC 50983, 2169 nucleotides long. Its product is annotated as calcium-dependent protein kinase, putative. The record is from RefSeq and is a predicted model, not a curated record. NCBI's taxonomy places the organism in Eukaryota, Perkinsozoa, Perkinsida, Perkinsidae. Gene Ontology annotation, cellular component: cytoplasm; nucleus. Gene Ontology annotation, biological process: protein autophosphorylation; peptidyl-serine phosphorylation; intracellular signal transduction. The coding region runs from base 1 to 2169 and encodes 722 amino acids. Gene Ontology annotation, molecular function: calcium/calmodulin-dependent protein kinase activity; calmodulin binding; calcium ion binding. The transcript has 21 exons.